UUGGGCGGGCUUUGUGAAGCCCGUGGCUCGCUGCUAGCUUCAAAAAGAAUGCUAACUAACCGUGAGAGUGGGAGUAGAGCUAACGUGAAAGGAACGGAAACUGUUCCAACCUUGUACUGUUAUUAACAACGUGCGACUCUUUUUAACUAGCUAUACGACGGGACGUGCAGCUAGUCAACUAAAGGACGCGUGUUUCAGAUGUCCGAGUCGUAUUCUGGAUAUUACCUCGGCUGUCCCGUUUCCAAACGGAAACAAUUUCUGUACAGAUAGUUCGUGCUAGCUAGCUACAUCAAUAAAGUAUCAAAGCGGCUCUUUUAUCAUCAGCUUUAGAGUCGAACUGAAUGUUUCAUCUGUCAUGAGUCCGGCCGGGUGCUCCCAUGUGAACGGUUAUAAGGUGGAUAAUUGGAAACAGAAUCUACGAGUUAUAUACCAAUGCUUUGUUUGGAGCGGCACCGCUGAGACCCGGAGACGAAAGGUUCUUCAGAAUGAUGCGGGAUGGACAGCAUUGGCCAAGUCGUGCAUCUGUCACAUCUGUGGGGCCCACCUGAACCGACUCCACUCCUGUCUCUACUGCGUAUUCUUCGGCUGCUUCAGCAAGAAACACAUCCACGAUCACGCCAAAAACAAGCGACACAACCUGGCUGUAGACUUAUUAUAUGGUGGAAUAUAUUGUUUUGUGUGUCAAGACUACAUAUACGACAAAGAAAUGGAGCAGAUUGCCAAAGAAGAACAGAGAAAAGCCUGGAAAUUGCAAGCAGGUAUCGGGGAGAAAUACACAACAUGGGAGCCCACCAAGCGGGAGCUAGAAUUACUACGACACAAUCCAAAGCGGAGGAAAAUCACUACAAACUGCACCAUAGGUUUACGAGGGUUAAUAAACUUGGGCAACACGUGUUUCAUGAACUGCAUUGUUCAGGCACUCACGCACACACCGCUGCUACGGGACUUCUUCCUCUCGGACAGACACAAAUGCGAGAUGCAAUCAAACUCCUGUCUGGUCUGUGAAAUGUCCCAGCUCUUUCAAGAGUUCUACUCCGGCCACCGGUCGCCCCACAUUCCCUUCCGGCUGCUGCACCUGGUGUGGACCCAUGCCAAACACCUGGCCGGCUACGAGCAGCAGGACGCACACGAGUUCCUCAUCGCCGCGCUGGACGUGCUGCACCGGCACUGCAAGGGGGACACCACGCGAGAUGACAACGGAAAGAAGGCCAACAAUCCAAACCACUGUAACUGCAUCAUAGACCAAAUCUUCACUGGGGGCCUGCAAUCAGACGUCACUUGUCAAGUUUGCACUGGCGUUUCCACGACGAUAGAUCCCUUCUGGGACAUCAGCCUGGACCUGCCCGGCUCGUCCACACCUUUCUGGCCCCUGAGUCCGGGAGGGGACGGCAGCGCGGUCAACGGCGAGAGCCACCUGUCAGGAUCGACCACACUCACAGACUGCCUACGCAGGUUCACGCGGCCCGAGCAUCUCGGAAGCAGUGCCAAAAUCAAAUGCGGUGGUUGCCAUAGCUACCAGGAGUCCACCAAACAGCUGACGAUGAAGAAGCUCCCCAUUGUGGCGUGUUUUCAUCUGAAAAGGUUCGAGCACUCGGCUAAACUGCGGAGGAAAAUCACCACGUACGUGUCCUUCCCGCUGGAGCUGGACAUGACACCCUUCAUGGCCUCCAGUAAAGAGAGCAGAAUGAACGGCCAGUACCAACAAACUGUUGAUGUAUUAAACAACGACAAUAAGUAUGCCUUGUUUGCGGUGGUCAACCACCAGGGGACGCUAGAGAGCGGACACUACACGAGCUUCAUCCGCCAACACAAGGACCAGUGGUUCAAAUGUGACGACGCCAUCAUCACCAAGGCAACCAUCAAGGACGUCCUGGACAGCGAAGGGUAUUUGUUGUUCUACCACAAGCAGUUCCUGGAGUACGAGUAAGCCUUAACGCGGGAUCACGCUGCCCAGCGUGGAGAACACGACGUCUCUUUAUGGCUGCUGAAUCCCGGGCCGACGGGAGGGGGUGGGGUGGGGUGGGGGGGGGCAAAGAGAGGACAGACGGACGGACGACCCGGAAACACACAAACCUACCUGAAGCGCUCUCCACUCUCCCGCGCCGGCCGGAUCACCCGAGAGUGAGAGUCGACGAGAAAAAAAAAUACAAUAAAAGAUCGAAGACUUCUGAAAUCAUGCAACCUCUCCACAAACAAACACAAAAAAAUAACUAUACACAAAAAAAAACAACGCACUGAGCUUCUUCACGCCGGCUACUUGACGAAUGCGAGCGGGGAGGAUGAGGGAUAGGACGUAGAGGAAGGGUUGAUGGUAGUCUGUUUCCCCCCUCCCUCUUUCACCCUCACUCCCCCCUCCCUCUGCUGCAGGGGUGGGGUGGAAGCAGGUCAGAGGUCAGCCACGCGGAUCGGGGCACAUGAGGACAUGAGGACCGAUUUAUUACAGUGUUGUAUUCUAACUGUUAUUUUUUUCUUUCCCUCUCAUUUCUCUCCCAUGGUGCUCUUGUUUCAACCGACCAAGCAUUUAACUGAGUUCAGUCACGGUGGAUUACAAAAAAAAAACUUUUGUCGUAUGCAUAUGGAACUUGAAUGCAAAAGAAAAAAAAAAUGUUAACAAAAAAAACGAUCAUAAAACUACACAAAAUCAAGGUAUUAUCAACUGUUUUGUGAGAACAGUUUUAAAGGUAUGGUUAUGAUUCGUAUCAUUUGUGAAUUUAGUUAUCCAAUACUGUAUGAAUUUAGUAAAUAUCUAUUUUUGAAGAGAAAUGAAAUUAUGUGGGAUCUAAGAGAUACCAGUUGCUGGUGCAGUGCUGCCAUGGAAACCAAACGGACUUGGACGCAAGCAUACCUAAUACUCACUUGUUCUGUUUUUUUUUAUUUGUUCUGUUUUUCACUCUGGCUGAGGGCAGCAAAUAUACCCUUUUUAUAAGCAACUCAUUGAAUUUUGAGUUUUUGUUUACUGUUCCGUUCGGUGAAUAUAUUCAUUUUUAUUUUUUUUUAUUUUUUUUGUUGCAGUGUCCCUUUGCUGUCCUGGUACUGAAGAAGAAAAAAAAUGGGGGCGUAUACUUUUCAUGUGGAAUAGUUGGUAUGAUGACGACGACGGUGAUGAAAUUGGCUCACGUUAGCUGUUGAUUAAUUGUAUGUUAUGUGUUAGCUGUGCGGGGGGCAUUCUGGUGUGAAGAUACUGUAUGCAUUGUCCUCGGUUUGGGACUCCUUGUAUUUUCGAGAAUGCUGUGGUCCUCAUCAUUGGAUCAGCAGCGAUCGCUGUUGCGCACCAAAACAAAAAAAAAAGGCCCUUUCAACACCGCAUGUGACGGGGGGGAAAGGGGCCUGCAAGCGCCUCAACGGCCUCCCCGCGGUGAUGCCGGAGGCCUGCGGUCCCUCGGGUCGGUUCUGUCUUGAGGCUCGGUUACCGUGAUUCCUGUACUGUAUAAAGGAGGGAGGGGGAUGUAUUCAAAAGGGCAAAAAACGAAUUGCACGUACAUAGGCACCACCACUCAGGCCACACGCCCGACUCUGAUCUAUCGGUGGUCCCUUCUCCAUGGCAACCGUGAGGCUGGCGGUGUGGUUAUGUGGUGUUUAUCUCCGCCUCCGCAGUGCAGUAAACCUGGCCCUCUACUCAAUCAAUACGCUGUCUUUGGAGUCCGAUUGUUUUUGAGGUGAUGCACAUACGCCAGGCUGUUUUGGUGUUUUCAUGUUGAAAUAUUCACGGUUUGUGUACAAAAGAAAAAGAAAAAAAGGAUGAAAAAAAUCACUUGCAUAUAAAAGGAGCCCCCCCCCCCCCAUCACAAAGUAAUAUCACAUUAUUGCCACAGCCCACCCGGGUUGUUUCGCUGCUCUGUAAUUAAAACAACAAAGUGCAUAUCUUUGGUGUGCUGCAGAACCUCUCAAACCCUGAGCCAAAAGGACGGAGGAGUGUGAUCACGGACUUGCUAAAUGGUUGCACCAAAGUGUUGAUGUAUCACGGCACAGAUCAUGCCGCACAAUGGACAUUCAGGGAUGCGGCUGAAACGAAAAAGGAAGAGAAAUAGCUUCAUUGUCCGUUUCAGUGAUUAAACUCAGAACAAAACUGCAA
Molecule: messenger RNA, 4072 nt
Organism: Gadus macrocephalus (Pacific cod)
Lineage: Eukaryota; Metazoa; Chordata; Actinopteri; Gadiformes; Gadidae
Product: ubiquitin carboxyl-terminal hydrolase 22
Exons: 14
Coding region: 356-1927 (523 amino acids)
Biological process (GO): protein deubiquitination
Molecular function (GO): zinc ion binding; cysteine-type deubiquitinase activity
Source: RefSeq, a predicted model, not a curated record